GCUGAAGAAGAAACGACAGCUCAAGCAGAGCCAAUCAGAAAAGGCAGAUGCUGAGAACCAAUCAGAUUUGGACUCCAAGACGCUGGUCAUCCAAGAGCCUGCUCCUAUUGGUCGAUCUCAGAAGAGGAAUGUGGAAAAAAGGGAAAAUGAUGAUGGAUCAGGUGAACAUUCAGACAACAACUGUAAACCUUGCAUCCAGACCAAGAAAGAGAAAACACGGCCUCCAGGAACUGUUGAAUACAUGGUUGAACCGAAAGACACACUGAACAGCAUCGCCCUGCACUUCAACAUCACCCCUAAUAAACUGGUGCAUCUGAACCGCCUCUACUCUUACAGUGUCGUACCUGGACAGAAACUGUUUGUUCCUGAUGAGGACGAAGCCAAACGUGUUUCUCAGGUCAGCGAUUGCUCUAAUCACCUCGCAGCGUCAGAGUCCACAGAAAUCAAGGACGGUGAGUAUAGCAGCCGUCCGGGACGUCCCGUGUGCAGAGAGACGUCACCGCUGUCUGAAGACGAGAGUCCGGCCACCGUCAAAUUCAUCAAGAUGAGCUGCAAAUACUUCACUGACGGCAUGGGUGUUGUGGGCGGAGUGAUGAUCAUUACACCCAAUAAUGUGAUGUUCGACCCACACAAGUCUGACCCGCUGGUGAUCGAGAACGGCUGUGAGGAGUACGGGCUGAUCUGCCCCAUGCAGGAGGUGCUGUCCGUCGCUCUGUAUGACGACGUGUCCCGCAUGAAGAUCAAGGACGCGCUGCCCUCUGAUGAACCUCAGGAUCUCUGUCCGUUGUACAGGCCGGGCGAGUGGGAGGAGCUUCCGUCCGAGCAAGAUCUCAACCCUUUCAGUCGCUACGAGUCUCUGGGCUCGUCCAGCCUCCCGAUCGUGCUGGACGACAUCGAGACGGCCGUCACGAACAAUUCAGACGGCCACAUCGCUGAUAAAUCUCCAUCUGAUGAGGGUUUCACUGAACUGGAGCUGCUGCAGAGCGACUCCAACACCUCCUGCUCUGGCGUGCAGGGGGCGACGCUGCAGGAGCACACAAAAACACCCGAUGAUGAGGAUGAAGGACUUCACAACCGCUCCACAGACGAUAGUGUCGAAGUGACCAAAAGGAGGAGCCAGAUGUUCGCAAAUGGACCAAAUGUUGAGGAGAGUAAAGGAUCAAAGGCAGAGCUUUCUGAAGCCGAGAAGCGCAAAAGGGCAAGUGAGGCCGAGAUGAAGAGCUGGCUGCUGAAGAGGAUGCAGAGACCUAUCGAAGACAUGCUGCUGUCCAAUGAGGAGAAAAGCAAAGCUCCGCCCAUGUUUCUCUGCUUUAAGGUGGGGAAGCCAAUGAGAAAGUCCUUCGCCAUUGGUCGGACGUCUAGCCCCACCCACUCCUACACGAGCAGAGGACGCCAGCUGGAGUACUGGUUCGCUGUGCCUCAGGAGAGGGUGGAUCACCUGUACUCGUUCUUCAUCCAGUGGUCUCCAGACACGUACGGUAAAGAUGCGCAGGACCAGGGCUUCGUGGUGGUGGAGAAAGACGAGCUCACAAUGAUCGACAACUUCUUCAGUGACCCGGUGCCUCGCAGCUGGGAGAUCAUCACCAUUAAUGAAGCCAAGAGACGGCAGAGCUUCAGCUUUGAGGACGAGGAGCCUGUGGAUCUCCUGCCGGCGCUGCUGGACCCCAGUGCACUGCUGGAGGACACACACAUCGAGAAGUUGUCCACUCGUCUGCCGGCCCGUGUUCAGGGUUAUCCAUGGCGUCUUGUCUACAGUACAAUCGUACACGGCACCAGCCUGAAAACACUCUACAGGAACCUGAUGGUGCUGGACUGUCCUGUGUUGAUGGUCAUUAAAGACAUGGAUAAUCAGAUUUUUGGGGUGUUUUCCACACACCCUUUCAGAAUGAGUGAACGCUACUAUGGCACAGGAGAAACCUUCCUCUACAGCUUCUGCCCCGAGAUUACGGUGUACCGCUGGACAGGUGAAAACUCCUACUUUGUGAAAGGGAACACAGAUUCUCUUCAGAUUGGAGGAGGAGAGGGUCUGGGGCUGUGGCUGGAUGCUGAUUUCUACCACGGCACCACCUCCACAUGCUCCACCUUCAACAACCAGCCGCUCUCCUCCAAACAGGACUUCACCAUCCAGGACCUGGAGGUUUGGACCUUCGAUUGAGCCGCACACACAUCACCUCCACACACUUUACAAGCUCACAGCAUGACUGAUUUACACCGACAAACUGUGCAAAUCCAGUCCUACUUGAUGAUCUGGUUUAGAGAGAGAAACUUGUGGCUGUUUUAACGACUCACAGCUAUCCCAGCAUGCAAUAUCCUCAAGAGAUGUUCUCCUGCUGAAAUAUUACCAACACACAUAUAUAUAUAUGUAAGUGUACGUGAAUGAUGAGGAAUGGCUUUCUGGACUGCGUAUGAUUCUCGGGAAAUACAAUUCCGCCAAAUAUUUUGCGUCAAGGCCAGUCGCACAACGCAAAAGUGUUUUUUGGUUACAUUUCGCUGGUUCGUUUGGAGCUGGUAUAAACGUGAUCGACGUCCUCCUGCCAGUAUGUGGGUUUUGUUGACCAAAGCAUUUUAUUUGCCUUGUUCUGCGACGUUUUAUAUUUGUUUUUCUAUUUGAGUUUUUUUAUAAAUAAUAAUAAAUAUCUGUAUAAAUAUAAA
This is a messenger RNA of Danio aesculapii, 2652 nucleotides long. It is a transcript of the gene ncoa7b, whose product is annotated as nuclear receptor coactivator 7. The transcript is spliced from 14 exons. The annotation marks the transcript as partial. Gene Ontology annotation, cellular component: nucleus. NCBI's taxonomy places the organism in Eukaryota, Metazoa, Chordata, Actinopteri, Cypriniformes, Danionidae. Gene Ontology annotation, biological process: response to oxidative stress; regulation of transcription by RNA polymerase II. The record is from RefSeq and is a predicted model, not a curated record.